AUGUCGGCGCCGCCCCCUUGGCUCUUCUCCAACAACAACACCAUCGCUGCACCUCCCAGACCGACCCCAGACCGCCGUCCUCCGGCCACCACCCAAACAGCCAUGGCUAAACAGAGUAUCAGCGCAGCCCCGGCUCCGCUGAUGGACGUCGUGGAGAAGUUUCUCAAGGACCACGCUUUUGUCGCCGCGCACAAGGCGUUCCGCGAGCAGCGCAAGGCCAAGGGCCUGGCCGCCAAGGAUAAGGACGCCGUCACCAGCGCGCCGGCGCUCGUCGACGUCUUUGAGGCGUGGCAGAAGGCUUCGACCAAGAGCGAUGACGACGAAGAUGACGACUCCGAGAGCUCAGAGAGUUCAGACAGCAGCGACAGCUCCGAUGACGACGACAGCAGCAGCAGCAGUGACGAGUCGGAGGCGGAGGAGGCUCCGAAGAAGGAGGAGCCGGCCAAGUCGCUGAAGCGCAAGGCACCGGAGAGCGACAGCUCAGACAGCGAGUCGUCUGAUUCUGAUUCGAGCUCAGACUCGAGUGACAGCGACUCCGAUGACGAGGACGACAAGAAGAAGCCCCAGGCCAAGAAGCAAAAGACUGCGACGGCACAGAAGCAUGCUUCGGAUGACAAGAUGGACGUCGACUCGGACAGCGACAGCGACAGCAGUAGCGGAUCAUCCGGCUCCGACUCCAGCUCCGACUCCAGCUCCGACUCCGACAGUGACUCGGAUAGCGACAGCGACAGUGAUAGCGAUGCCGCCUCUGAGGUUGCCAAGGCCGCCGCCGUCGCCCUCCCCGAAAGUGACUCCUCCUCCGACUCCGACUCGUCCUCCAGCUCUGACGAGGACGAAAAGCCCAAGAGCAAACCCAAGACCAAGGCGACCGCAAAGGACUCGUCCGACUCGUCCGUGACGCUCGACCGCGCCUCCCCCGUCGCCGCCGCCGAGCCUCCCCUGCCCCCCGCGCCGACCGACAAGACCAAGCGCAAGCACAACGAGCCCUUCUCCCGCAUCUCCAAGGACAUCAAGGUCGACCCGCGCUUUGCCUCUAACGAGUGGGUGCCCAUGGACUACUCGCAGCGCGCGCACGAGGACCUCAUCAUCACCAAGGGCAAGGGCUUCACGAAGGCCAAGAACAAGAUGAAAAAGGGCUGCUUCCGCGGCGGCAUGAUCGACAUCACCGAGAAGAAGGCCGUCUACUUUGACGACUAA
Cordyceps fumosorosea ARSEF 2679 is the source of this 1197-nucleotide messenger RNA. RefSeq names its product srp40. Lineage: Eukaryota; Fungi; Ascomycota; Sordariomycetes; Hypocreales; Cordycipitaceae. Gene Ontology annotation, cellular component: nucleolus; nucleoplasm. Bases 1 to 1197 code for a protein of 398 amino acids. The record is from RefSeq and is a predicted model, not a curated record. The transcript has a single exon.